Apiotrichum porosum is the source of this 1416-nucleotide messenger RNA. RefSeq lists its product as uncharacterized. The transcript has 5 exons. Bases 1 to 1416 code for a protein of 471 amino acids. NCBI's taxonomy places the organism in Eukaryota, Fungi, Basidiomycota, Tremellomycetes, Trichosporonales, Trichosporonaceae. The record is from RefSeq and is a predicted model, not a curated record.
AUGUCGGGAUACAUUGCGCCGCUCCUGUGGUCCUUCCUCCCAGGGCAGGUGACCAACGCCAUCCUCCCGACGCUCAUGGGCAUGUUCCCGCGCCUCCUCCCUCCAUCCCAGCCAGGCUCGCCGGGAUAUCAGCGCAACUACCGGCACGUCAUCACUGCGCUCGUGCUCGGAUGGCUGGUGUGGGCGUUUGUGUAUGAGCAGAGGAGCUCGGAUGCGCGCGAUGCGUACAGGUUGCUCGGGGUGGGAUACACGGCGGCCGACGACGAGCUGCGUCGCGCGUUCCGUCACCUGUCGAGGACGUACCACCCCGACAGGCUUGGUCCCCACCCGCCUCCCGAGGCCGAGGCCAAGUUCAUUGUCAUUCGCCAGGCUUACGAGGUGCUCACCGACCCGGUUAAGCGGUUUGCGUAUGACAGCCGCUGUGCCGUACGCUUCACGGCUAUCUUCUUGGCCAUUUUGACUUCUCGCCGCCGCCGACUGGCGCUGACAUUCAGGUUCGGCCCUAACAUGCUCGCCUGGACCAAGCUCGAAAGCACGCGCGAUUACGUCCAGGCUGGUGCCCAGAACGCCGCCACGUUCUACGCCAUGAGUAUCGCCGUGAUGCUCCUCCUCGCUCUCCUCGGUCGUGCGCGUGCUGGUGCCUACUGGCGCAACAUUCUCCUCGGCCUCGCCGUCGUCCUCGAGGCCACGCUCGUCCUCACGCCUACACCUUCUCUGGACGCUCCCUCGUUCUUUGCCCCGAUCCUUGCCGUCUUCCCUCGCCCACUUGCGCGCCUGCUCGCCCCCUUCGUUCCCGGCUUCAUCCUUCGUCGACCAGCCUACAUGCACAUUGCGCUCGUGCGCCGUGUGUUUGCGGACGCGUCCGUCGCCAUCUCCCAGCUUACUGGUGUGUGGUCUGAACCUGAGAAUGAGACGAUGCGUGCCCUCCACAGCCUCGCAGCCGGCAUCAAUGCCGAGUCUCUCAAGGACUUGGCAGAGGAGGUCGGGCCCGUGCUGGGUGGCACGACGGAUGUGACUGCCGCGGAACGCAACCUCCUCCAACGCAUGGACCAGAUCCUGCUCGACCGCGCACUUGCGGGUCACCCACUCAUCGCGCCAGCUUAUAACGCUGCGCUGCGCGAAACCGCCCACGUCCCGGCGCAGGUCCACAUGGACUCGACGGGCCAGGGCCACAUCCACCCAAUCGUCAGCGGUGCCAGCGCGAGCGACGCAAAUGCGACCUCUGGCGCACAGAUCGAGCCUUCCCGCGACGGCGACCUGUCCAUUGCGGCGUCUCUCCCUCUGCCACUUUCGCGCGCGCCCAGCCCCGCCAACGGCAGCACGGCUGAGGCGGUUCCCUCCCGCUCCAAGAGGCAGGCCAGCGUGACUGCCAGUCCCAGUGCGCGCCGCCGUAGUGCGCGGUUGACGGGCGCGUGA